UUUCACAGCUCUGUCACGCCGGGUGACACCAACCCCCCUCGGAUAAAUAAAUAGCCUGCUUCGUUUGGCUUAUCGUGUCGACCACACUUUUCCUCAACAUCACUCACACCACACCUCAACCGAAGCCCUUGUCGCGAUUGAAGCAAUGGAACCGACAAACGAGAAGGAUUUCGAACAGACUGAGGAAGCAAACGAAGCCGGGGAGGAGGAUGAAGCCGUGCAGAACGGUCUGGAUGACAGCAGCGAGGAAGAAGAAGAGGGCAGUGAGGAGGAGAGGGCAGUGCGUGAAGGAUUUAUUGCUGAUGAAGACGAAGAAGACGCUGAGUCAGAAGAUGAGGAUCGCUCCUCACGAAAGCGAAAACGCAAACAUCGUCAUCGACACAAGCAUUCAGAGCGCAAGAGACAUCGCUCUGUUGCCAAUGAUGACGACGAAGACAAUGACUUGGAUGAAGAUGAUCUAGAAUUGUUGGCUGAGAAUACGGGAGUUCCUACGCAAAGGAAGGCUAAGAGACGAUUGCGACGCGCGGGAUCGGUGGCCUCUGAUAACAUCGAUCAAGAUGUUGAAGAUGAUCUACAUCGGAUUUUCGACGAUGAAGAUGACGGAUUCGAAACUUCUGCUCGCCCUCGUGAUACGCUUGGUGGAGAUGACCUAGACGAUUUUAUCGAAGAGGAUGAGUUCCCAGAGGAUGAACCUUCAAACUUACCAUCAAGACCUAGUAAAAGAAAAGAUAAGCACGUCCGCUCUUCACAAGGCACGACUGGACGCCAAAAACAGGCGGGUCGCUUGAUGGGCGCCCUGGCUCCCGAUGUCUCCGAUAUUACAAAAGAGUCCUGGGAUGAAGUCAUUGAAGUUCUCGGAAAUGGUGAUGACUACGCUUGGGCAUUGGAGAUUGAGGAGAAUCCCAAUCUGAAUUUUGACGGUGAUCCAGAUGGAGACGGCGAGGAUAUCCAAGCUAAAAAUGCGGCCGUACAAUUGAAAGAUAUUUUCGAACCGAGUGAAAUCAAGGAGCGUAUGUUAACCGAAGCUGAUGAAGCGAUCAGACUUCUCGAUAUACCUGAACGAACGCAACUCGCUUCAGCUGGACUUACAAAUAUCAAUUCUACGGAGCCAGUUCUUGGACCAGAAGAGCUUGAACGUGCAGCCGAAUGGAUAGCGCCAAGGAUUUCGCAACGAUGCAGUGAAUCUUUCAUCCAACCCGAUCGACACGGAUUCCCGCCCCUCAUGAAAGAACAUUUCCUCAUGGCCGUGAAGGACGUUUUGGAUUUUUUCCUUAGCAAAUACUUUGAAGUCCCUUUUGUCUUUAUGCACCGGCAAGAUUAUAUUACCUACCACGACCCCAAAGGACAUGAUGCUCAAAGUCGAGACAUUCAGUUCCUGACCCGUGAAGAACUUUGGAAAGCCCAUACUCUCUCCUUGAAGUAUGUUGCUCUGCUUGAGCGUAAGAAGGGCCUCAAGCGACUGUUCGACAAGCUCGGGACUGAAGAUGAUUACUUCGAAGAAUGCUUUUCAGGCAUCCAAUCUGUUGAAGAGGUAGCUGAUCUGAUGCAGUGGCUUACCCUGAAAUAUGGACAUCGAUUGCGUGAAGCACAAGCUGAUGUUCGUGACGAUGCUGAUGCCUUGGCCGACCUCGACGCCGAAGGUCUCAGCGGACCUGCUACCGAGGCCAAGAAGGCUGUCAGAUAUAAAAAGGCACUACGUGAAAGUCGAUAUGAACGCGCCAAAAGCACAAAUAUUAAUCACCUUUCCAAAGAAUUUAGUAUCUCAGCCCGCGAACUCACCACCAACUUUUUGAAACACGACAAAAUACAUAAGAAGGAUGACCCACCCUUACAACCGCUUGUGUAUGCUGAAACAUUUUGCGAUCCGGAUACAGAGUUCGAAGAACCCAAGAAAGCAAUUGAAGCGGCCAAAUUUAUUCUUAGUACCGACAUUGGACGUGACCCAUUACUUAAAAAGCAUGUUCGGCAGUUAUUCAGAAACCAUGGGGUAGUUACGGUAGCGCCAACUGAAAGUGGGAUUCACAAAAUCAACGAGCUUCAUCCUUAUUUUGCCUUCAAAUAUCUCAGUCAGAAGCCCUUUUCGGCUCUGAAGCACUCUUCUCAAUACCUUCAGAUUAUGGCCGCUGAACAAGAGUUGCUAGUCAAUGUGCAAGUGCACCUCAGCCCUCAAACUGACCGCGACAUCAAAACCGAGCUGAUCAACAUGUUCAAGUCCGAUGAUCCUUCAGACGAGUCAGCUCAAUGGAAUGAACUUCGGGAAGAGAUUUUGAUGUUUGCGAUCGAGCAUAUGUUAUUACCAGAUGCAGCCCGUUGGGCCAAAAACUACUUGAAGGAUGAAGCUGAAGAAUACGUGGCACAGAAAUGCGCUGAUGAACUUGAGUUUCGCGCGGAUAUAGCUCCUUUCCGUCCAAAUCAUCUCUUUGACGGCGAAAUUCCCUCUGUUGUUGCUGUUUCAAACGGAGCAGGUGAUCCAAAGCGUGAUUCAGUUUUUGUGAUCUUCAUGGAUAGACAAGGGCGGUUUCGAGAUCACAUGAAGCUCGACAACUUGCGCGAUCCCGAUCCACGCCAAGCCUUCUCAGAAUUUCUAAAAAGCCGUAAACCAGACGUUAUCGUUGUUGGUGGAUUCAGCGCGUCCACCUACAGGCUAUUGGGAGACGUGAAGACUGUUUCGGGUGAAUUAUCUGAACGCAUGAAAUCCGAAAUGCAAAACGCACAAGGCGAACUAACUGCCGAGGCCAUCAGUAGACUGAAUUUCCCUGUCAUCGUUGCUAGAGACGACACCGCGAGAUUAAACCAGCAAGGCAAACGGGCUGAAGAUGAAUUUGGGGAGCUACCACCUCUUGGAAGAUAUUGCGUCGCCUUGGCCCGAUACGUCCAGAGUCCGUUGAAUGAAUAUGCUGCUGCUGCAUCGGAUUUGACUGCGAUAUCCUUUCACCCCGAUCAACAAUUCCUACCAAGAGAGACUCUUCAAUUGUACUUGGAACGCGCUCUGGUCAAUAUAGUUAACGCCGUUGGUGUUGAUAUCAACAGGGCUGUCAAUGACCACUAUUAUCAGUGCCUCCUUCAGUAUGUCUGUGGACUUGGUCCGCGAAAAGCUCAGAAAUUGAUCAAGUCAAUCAAUGCCAACCCGCACAUUGAAGGUACCCUUAGCUUGAGGAAUGAGUUGAUCACUGAGAACUUAGUUACCAAAAACAUCUUCUACAAUUGUGCCGGAUUCUUGCGGAUCAAGCAGGAUGAUCUUCGCCCGAAUCGAAAUAUCGAUCCCGACAUCUUGGAUGAUACGAGGAUACAUCCUGAAGAUUACGAUGUUGCACGUAAGAUGGCUGCUGAUGCUCAAGAACUGGAUGAAGAGGAUCUUGCCGGGCAGCUACCGUCGCAAGUAGUCAGUGACUUGUUGGCCGCCGAGGGCGGUCAUGGGGCGUCGAAGUUGGAUGAUCUAAAUUUAGAUGAUUUUGCUGAUGAGCUUUGCCGUCUGAUGGCGCAAAAGAAACGAUUAACCCUCUAUCAGAUUAGGUCUGAGUUGCAAAAUCCAUACCAGGAAAUUCGGGCUAAGUUUGAGCCAUUGACACCCGAACAGAUGUUUGACCUCUGGACGGGCGAAAAUGAAGCGACACUUUCUCAGGGAGCGAUCAUACCAGUUAAAAUCACGAGAGUCCGUGAUCGUGGCUUGGCUGUCCGACUGGAUUCCGGAAUCGAAGGCUUCAUCGAUCAGAAUUACAUGGUGGAUGAAGGGACACCCGACAUGAGCAAAUUCCCAGUUGGAUCGACAACACAGGCUAUAGUUAUGGAAAUCCACAAGGACCGUUUCUCGGUGGAACUCAAUUCUCAACCCAAAGUCGUGGAGGCUGGUGCGACAUAUCGAAAAAAAGUGGAAACUGAUCAAUAUUUCGACAUUGCUCAGAUGGAAAUCGAUAAAGAUCGAGUGGAAUCGAAAAAGAAACCGGGUAAUCGUCGGACUCAGAGAAUUAUCAAGCAUCCCAACUUUCAUAACUUUAACGCUGGACAGGCUGAGCAGCACCUGGCCAACUUACAACGAGGAGAUUGUGUGAUCCGGCCUAGCUCUAGAGGUACUGAUCACUUGGCCGUUACAUGGAAGGUAGACACGGGCAUUUACCAACAUAUUGACGUACUGGAGCUUGACAAGCCCAACGAGUUGUCGCUCGGGAGGAUUUUGAAGAUCGGAGGUCGAUACUCGUAUUCAGAUCUUGACGAACUGAUUGUUUCUCAUGUCAGGGCGAUGGCGCGGAAGGUUGAAGAAAUGAUCCAACACGAAAAAUACAAAGGAAGCUACGAUGACAUGUCCAAUUUUUUGAAAACUUACCUGAUGGCGAAUCCCGAUCGCUCUACCUAUGCAUUUUGUAUUGACAAAGAGGUGGCUGGCAAUUUCUUGAUUGGAUUCAAAGCCAACAAGAAUUCUCCAAUGCAGACAUGGAACGUCAAAGUAUCACCUGGGGCGUAUGAACUCCAUGGUACUCAAGCUGGAGACAUGCUGUCUCUAUGUAAUGCCUUUAAGACCCAAUAUACCGCGCGAGCAGCAGCAGCUACGGCAGCUGGGCAUGGAGGCAGGUCUGAAAUCUAUGGUCGUCAGACGCCGUCACUUGCUCCCAACGGGCGCACCCCGAUUCAUGGUGGCCGGACCCCCAUGCUCACCAACCGCACACCCCUAGUUGGUAGUCGAACUCCACUCGUAACGCCUCGGUACCCGGGCUCUACACCCCAAUAUCCACCUCUGCCUCCUGCUGGACAAACCUAUCAGCAGCCGGUACCGCCGGGUUAUCCUAUCCCGCCUCCACAGCCACCGCCUCAAGGAUGGAAUGCUGCCACACCCUCCUACCCUCCGGCAGGGGCUCCAGUACCACCACCGCCACAAGGAUAUUCAAAGUAUAUGAAUCCACCUCCUCCCGUUCCACCAAAUCAAUCAUCAGAUUGGGCACCGCCUCGUCAAGGAUAUGUGUAAGAUAAUGGCAGCAACUCACUCCAGUUGAUAUUUAUUGUUUUGUUUAGUCUACUUCACUCUAUCUAUCUUGUAUUGAUUUGAAUUAGAAUUUAAUGGCAACCAAGUAAGAUGGUUGACAAGAGCGUCC
Molecule: messenger RNA, 5084 nt
Organism: Puccinia graminis f. sp. tritici CRL 75-36-700-3
Lineage: Eukaryota; Fungi; Basidiomycota; Pucciniomycetes; Pucciniales; Pucciniaceae
Exons: 14
Coding region: 146-4957 (1603 amino acids)
Biological process (GO): mRNA transcription by RNA polymerase II; positive regulation of transcription elongation by RNA polymerase II; transcription elongation by RNA polymerase II
Cellular component (GO): transcription elongation factor complex
Molecular function (GO): histone binding; DNA binding; nucleosome binding
Source: RefSeq, a predicted model, not a curated record